Ornithodoros turicata is the source of this 2538-nucleotide messenger RNA. It is a transcript of the gene Past1, whose product is annotated as EH domain-containing protein 3-like. Bases 95 to 1708 code for a protein of 537 amino acids. Gene Ontology annotation, molecular function: cadherin binding; GTP binding; calcium ion binding. Gene Ontology annotation, biological process: endocytosis; cilium assembly; protein localization to plasma membrane. Lineage: Eukaryota; Metazoa; Arthropoda; Arachnida; Ixodida; Argasidae. The transcript is spliced from 2 exons. Gene Ontology annotation, cellular component: recycling endosome membrane; cytoplasm; plasma membrane. The record is from RefSeq and is a predicted model, not a curated record.
GUGAGCGAGUGUUUCGAAGGUGCGGUCGAGAGAAGCUCUGAGUACAAAAGUUGUAGGAAGUUGCCACCGCGUGUCCGCUAGAACCAAGGUAACCAUGUUCAGCUGGCUCAACAACGAUGACGGACGCAAGAAGUGCCCGGAAAUAUACAACACAGUCGUCGAGGGCCUCAAGAAAAUCUACAAGACGAAGAUCCUCCCCUUGGAGGAGCACUACCUGUUCCAUGACUUCCACUCGCCGCCGCUGGACGACCCGGACUUCGAGUCGAAGCCCAUGAUAUUACUGGUCGGUCAGUACUCGACGGGAAAAACUACAUUCAUCAGAUACUUACUGGAGCGCGACUUCCCGGGCAUACGGAUUGGACCUGAACCCACGACCGACCGUUUCAUAGCCGUCAUGCACGGCGAACAAGAGGGCGUGAUACCGGGCAACGCGCUCGUUGUCGACCCCAAGAAGCAGUUCAGACCUCUAGCAAAGUUUGGAAACUCUUUCCUAAACCGUUUUCAGUGCUCUCAAGUAAACUCACCGGUACUGCAAAGCAUGACAAUCAUAGACACGCCGGGCAUUCUGUCAGGUGAGAAACAGCGCGUUGACCGAGGGUACGACUUUACGGGUGUAUUGGAAUGGUUCGCCGAGCGUGUGGACCGUAUCAUUCUGCUUUUCGACGCGCACAAGCUGGACAUUUCGGACGAAUUUCGACGUAGCAUCGAAGCUCUACGUGGUCACGACGACAAGAUCAGGAUUGUGUUAAACAAGGCGGACAUGGUCGACCACCAACAGUUGAUGCGUGUUUACGGGGCGUUAAUGUGGUCUUUAGGCAAGGUGCUCAAUACGCCUGAAGUGGCGAGGGUCUACAUCGGUUCUUUCUGGGAUCAGCCGUUGAGAUACGACAUGAACCGCAAGUUGUUUGAGGCUGAGGAGCAGGACCUCUUCAACGAUAUCCAGGGACUACCUCGGAAUGCAGCGCUACGAAAGCUCAAUGACCUGAUCAAGCGAGCACGGCUUGCCAAGGUGCACGCCUAUAUCAUCAGCUCUCUGCGGAAGGAGAUGCCAUCCAUGUUUGGCAAAGACAGCAAAAAGAAGGAGCUGAUCAAGGGCCUGAGUGCACUGUAUGCCGAGAUCCAACGGGAGCAGCAGAUCUCUCCCGGCGACUUCCCGGACCUGCGCGAGAUGCAGGAAAAGCUGAUGGCACACGACUUCACCAAAUUCCACGCCAUCAAGCCUCGCCUCCUGGAAACAGUGGACCGCAUGCUCGCCGAGGACAUCGCCCAGCUCAUGAGCAUGAUCCCGCACGAACAGACGGAACAGAAAGAAGACGGAGUCGUCAAGGGCGGAGCGUUCGACGGGCUCGAACAGAGUCCCUUCGGCUACGGCAGGGGAGAGGGAGUGGACGCCGGGUCGCUCGAACCCGAUUGGGUGGUCACAAAAGAAAGGUUCAAGUACGACGAAAUCUUCAACUCACUCUGCCCAGUCGACGGCAAGAUUUCGGGAGCCAGCGCGAAAGCCGAGAUGGUCAAGUCCAAGUUGCCGAAUUCAGUGCUGGGUAAGGUGUGGAAGCUGUCGGACUUGGACAAGGACGGCAUGUUGGAUGCGGAUGAGUUUGCGCUCGCAAUGCAUCUCAUCGGGGUCAAGUUGGGCGGCCACGAUCUACCCUCGGAGUUGCCGACGCAUUUGGUGCCUCCGUCGAAGAGAGGAUUUGCUGCACAGUGAAAAUGGUGAAGUAGGUGGACAGGUGAACUAGGGGAGUGUGGGGAAAAUGCGGUGAGGGACAUGCAGUGGUGAGGUUCAGCGGGACUGUUUUGAUGCACAGAUUGGUCUGUAAAGAAUUGAGCAAGAGAGCUUUUCAUGAACCGGCGACCAUGGAGAUUUAGUGCUACACGUAAACUGUGAAUUGGUUAGAUUAAUACAGUAGCUACAUUGCAGCCGGUUCGCAGUUUGACGUAUUUCCUUCAUUUUGUGCAAUAUUAGUGCCUUCCUUACGUUCAGCGUGUGGAUGCUUAAAUUCGCGUUAACAGGGCUGGGAGCAUGGUCCUCCUCAAUCAUAGAGAAACAACAGCUGACUUUGAGGUAGCCUGUUGCAUGACCGUUUCAUACAACGCUAUUGCAAUGUGUGAACCUCAUCACACAUCCUCGACACCCACUGAAUUUGCUGCCACAGGUACGGUGACCUACUCAGAGCCUCUCCAACAUCCUGCUGACUUUUCCUUAUUUUUCACAGAAACUGUUUUGCAGCACGUUUUUACAUUGUAUUCGAAGUACCAACGCCAAGCAAAAAAAAUGUACUUCUGAGAAAGUAAAGCACACUCACUCACGUCUGUGCUACGAGGUUGAAUGGUAGGAGAGGGAACAAAACAUCUGUAUAGCGACAUAUCGUAGCAGGCUCGUUGUUCGAUGCUUUCCGUUUUUUUCUUUGUCGGCAGGCAAAAAUUUGUAAGUAGCAGAUUUUUAUAUAAAGUUGUGUACUAUAUGAAACGAUGCAAGAACAUGCCUUUGCCUUUCAUUUUUUCUUUGUGUAAGGCAAUAAAAGACGUUAUUUUAGA